Penaeus chinensis is the source of this 2233-nucleotide messenger RNA. Its product is annotated as probable ATP-dependent RNA helicase DDX27. Bases 55 to 1494 code for a protein of 479 amino acids. NCBI's taxonomy places the organism in Eukaryota, Metazoa, Arthropoda, Malacostraca, Decapoda, Penaeidae. Gene Ontology annotation, molecular function: ATP binding; nucleic acid binding. The record is from RefSeq and is a predicted model, not a curated record. The transcript has 8 exons.
AAGCAAAAUGUACAUAUAUCUUCUUUCAUCCAGGUAUUUGAGGUGACCAAAGAAAUGUCAAAAUUCACCUCAAUCACUGUCGCCCUCUGUGUCGGUGGUCUUGAUGUCCAGAUCCAAGAACACGCCCUAAGACAGAUCCCUGAUAUUGUCAUUGCUACACCAGGACGACUUAUCGAUCACCUCCUCAACGCUCCAAACUUCCACAUGAAGAAAAUUGAGAUCCUGGUUUUGGAUGAAGCUGAUCGUAUGUUGGAGGAGAAUUUUGAAGAACAGAUGAGAGAGAUCAUAAAGCAGUGUGCAACAACCCGUCAGACUAUGCUCUUCUCAGCCACAAUGACAAGUCAAGUUAGAGAGUUGGCUAUUAUGUCUCUUAAGGAUCCCGUUAAGGUCUUUAUAAACAACAACACAGAUGUGGCACAGAAUCUUCGACAAGAGUUUGUUCAUAUUCAUAAAGGACAAUCAAAUUUACGUAAUGCAGUCUUAGUUUACCUGGUCCUCCGUUGCUUCAAAACAAAUACAAUUAUCUUCACUCCAACUAAGGUCUUAGCACAUCACAUACAUAUUUUACUCACAACCUUUGGAGUAGAUUCUGGAGAACUUCAUGGUGACCUCAAGCAAACAGACCGUGUUCUAGCCCUCAAAAAUUUCAAGGAUGGGAAAAUCGAUGCUCUAGUUGCUACUGAUGUUGCUGCUCGUGGUCUUGACAUUGCAGGAGUCCAAACAGUCAUCAAUUACACUGUACCAGCAAUAUACAGCCGUUAUGUUCAUCGUGUUGGUCGUACUGCAAGAGCUGGACGGUGUGGUCGUUCUGUCAGUAUUGUUGGGGACAAAGAAUUCAAAAUGUUGAAAGAUAUUAGAAAAUUAUCCAAAACACCAUUAUAUGAAAGAGUGCUAGACAAAAAGAUUCUCACAAAGGUACAUGCCAAGUUGAUCAAAAUGAAGCCAGUCAUCCAGAAAGUCUUCGAAGAAGAAGAGGUUGACAAGCAGUUGCGGAAAGUAGAGAACACCAUCGAUGCCAUAGAGAAAAGGCUAGAGCAUCCAGAGCGUGAGAGAGUCUGGAUGGAUAGCAAGGAUGGUAAACCUAUGAGCAAAAACAAGAAACGGAGGCUGAAACAAAAGGAAAUGAUACUGAAGAAGAGGAAGAGUGAAGACGAUGAGUCAUCACAGCCACUGACAAAGAAGCAGAAGAAGCAGCAGAAGAAGCAGGAGAUUGCAAAACUGGUUGGAGGGAAGGCAGGAAAGGGUAAAAUGAAAAUGAAGUCUCUCCGAUGCAGAGAUCAGGAUGAAGACGGGAAAUACAGAGCACCAGCAGGAAGAGACAGAGACAGAGGUGCCGCAAGAUUCAAGAAGAAUGACCCACAGGAAGGUGACAAGUCAUCCUUCUCUCGGGAAUUGACAAGCGUUAGCAGAAAAUCCCUCAAGAAAUUCCGUGGAACAGGUGCCAGCAUGCAAGGCGUGUACAGGUCUCAUAAGAGUAAGAAGCCGAGGAAAUAGAUAGGGGUGUUAUUUUUUAUUUACUAUUUUUUCCCCAUUAUUUUCUCUUCUUUCUGUUAUAUAAUGGGUUGAGGAAGAUCCUUGUUUGUAUUUAUAUGAGGGAGGGGGGAUAUUGAUAGAUAUAUAUCUUCAUAAUUGUUUUCCAUGUUUUCAUUGUCAGGUGUUGUUAUUGAUGUUUUAAUUGAUUUUUUCUUGUUAUUUCCUUACAUCAUUGUUAUUUUUCUUAUUAAUAGUACAACAAUGCUGUUUCACUUCUAAAUGUAGUAUGGCUAUUUACACUUGUAUCAAGAGUAUGGAAAACAGAAUGUGCUUUGAUUAACAAAGUUCACUUUAUAUGGCUCCUUUACUGUUUAUAAACAACAGGCAUUGAUCACACUAAAAUAUAGAAAUACUGAUAUGUCAAAAGCAGUUUCCUGGCUUCCAUGGUCAUAUAUUGAAUACUGAUUUGUAUAAUCUUUCUGUUUAGAGAUAUAUAAAUUAUGGUACAAUUGUGAGUUUUCAAAUUACUUGAAAUAAUUGGCUUCAGUCCUUUUAUUUUAUGAUCUGUAUUCCAUAAUUUUUUUUACUAUGUUAUCCUUUUCAAAUAUAAUAGAAACAGCCAUAUUUUGAAAAGAAAUACAGAUUAAUAGAAGAAAAAGAAGUUUAUCUGAACUGAUAUUAUACAUCUACACAUAAGAAUGUUAUUCAUGAAAUGAAUGUAUCCUGACGACCAUGAUGAUAAUAAAUGUGCAGUAACAUG